AACUUCAACUUUGACUGUUUCAAACAUUAUUCAUUUUCUUCGUUUUCAUUUCUUGUUCUGAUUGAAUCAUUAGAUACAGAAUAGCCAUGAAGCAGCCGUGAUAGGAAAAGUAUCUAUUCGCUCUUUUCUUUUUGUAAAGAAAAUUUCCAAAUACCUUUGUUCACAUGAAACAAGAGUACAAAACCAAAAACAGAACCAAAGGUCCAAACUUUUAUUUUGAAAAUAAGAAAGCUCUCAAAGCUCGUUUCCUUAUUAAAGUAAACAGUACAAAAGAGUAUGGUUUUAUGAAGUGAAGAAACAAUAAAAAAGCUUUGCUCAUUUCAUAUUGUUAAGCGUUGCUAUCAAAACCCAUACAGUCCUUUCUUUUCUUUUGUUUGCUUCAAAGCACCUCCCUUUAUGGCCGUUUUCAAGCACAUGAUAACUUUGUUCGUACAGUCAGAGUAAAAAAACCAUCUUUAUCUUAGUCUCGCCCUCUCUACAGAUGUCACAGUCACCUCUGUCACGGAUUUGGGUACAGACGAUUCACUCUUCUUUCUCUCUCUCUCUCUCUCUCUCUCUCUCUGGGUUUUAAUUCAAAAAGCGAAGUUGGUUACCAUUGUCUUGUACGAUCGUAUAUUCCCAAUAUGAUUUGUUUUUGACAGGGCAACUGCUGUAAGAGUGAGUGAGAGAGAAAGAUAUGAUGAUGAGAAAUGGUGAGAGAGUGAAGGAGUUUCUUCGACCCUUUGUCGAUUCCAAAACUUGGGACUUGUGUGUUAUCUGGAAACUUGGUGAUGAUCCUUCUAGGUUUAUCGAAUGGGUGGGAUGCUGCUGCAGCGGUGGUUAUGUUGAUAAGAACAUUAAGCUUGAAAACGCAGAAGGAACGGAGAGAGAAAAGAAAGUUUGUUUCUGCAUAGAUGAACACAACAAGCAUCGUAUAAGAACCUUAGCUUGUGCAGCUCUUUCUCAUUUUCCUCUCUUCAUGCCUCUCUAUCCUGGGAUUCAUGGAGAAGUAGUGAUGUCAAAAUCUCCCAAAUGGUUGGUUAAUUCAGGUCCUGGAUCUAAAAAGGACAUGUUCAACACACGGGUUCUUGUUCCUGUGAGUGAUGGUCUCGUUGAGCUGUUCUCCUUUAAAAUGAAACCGUUUGACGAAACCAUGGUUGAUAUGAUUGUAUCGCGUUGUAACGCCGUCUCUGAACCAUUCCCUGAACAAAGGCUGCAAUUUAGGAUCACUCCUGGAGCAGAGGAAUCUAUGAGUAGCGGUGUGAAUCUCAGCUUUGAAGGUGGCGGCUCAUCUAGCGUUUCCAAUCACUCCAACGAAACUCAGAAUGGUUUUGGAAAUCACCCGAAUGCUCGCUGUGGGGAAGUACAUAGGGAGGAACAAGUGCCAUGUUUGGUAAUGAACAAGGAGGAUCCCGUGGUGCAAAACGCCAUCGCUUGUAAUGCUAAUAAGAGGCUUCCUCAGGAACACUUCAAAUCAAAGAAUCUUCUUUCAGAGAGAAAAAGAAGAGAUAAGAUUAAUCAGGCCUUGUAUGCUCUAAGAGCCGUAGUCCCUAAAAUCACAAAGAUGAACAAAAUUGGAAUUUUCACUGAUGCGGUUGAUUACAUCAAUGAACUGCUAGUGGAGAAGAAGAAGCUUGAAGAUGAGCUUAAAGGAAUCAACGAGAAGGAACACAAAGAAAUCGCUGCAGAGGAAGAAUCUGCAAUAGCUGAUCCAGAAGCUGAAAAACUUUCCUCUAAACUCGACAAGAAAAUGAAGAAAAACGAGGUGAAUCUUCAAGUCCACGAUAUUGGUGAGCGAGAUUUCUUGAUUCGGGUUGGGCAGGAGCAUAAACGAGGUGGAUUUAAGAGGUUGAUUGAAGCUGUAGACUCAUGUGGACUUGAGAUCAUCAACGUCAACUUCAGCAGACAUGAUCUCAUAGCCAUGACAGUUCUCAAUGUCAAGGCGAACAAAGACGGAAUUGCAUAUGGAGAUCUGAGAGAUUCGCUGCUCAAGAUGAUGAUAAAUCAGACAAUCGAUAUGAAAACAUAGUACAUAACCCAAAAAAAAUAGGUCAAAUGUUUUGUUCGCUUCAGCCACAAGUUACUACUGAGAUUUGAUUCUCAACAAGCUUUUUGGUGACAAAUUUACAUUUUGAAACUAUA
This is a messenger RNA of Camelina sativa (false flax), 2121 nucleotides long. NCBI's taxonomy places the organism in Eukaryota, Viridiplantae, Streptophyta, Magnoliopsida, Brassicales, Brassicaceae. The record is from RefSeq and is a predicted model, not a curated record.